Messenger RNA from Carcharodon carcharias (great white shark), 2000 nucleotides. RefSeq names its product ATPase H+ transporting accessory protein 2 (gene atp6ap2). Lineage: Eukaryota; Metazoa; Chordata; Chondrichthyes; Lamniformes; Lamnidae. Gene Ontology annotation, biological process: positive regulation of Wnt signaling pathway. The transcript has 9 exons. Bases 60 to 1148 code for a protein of 362 amino acids. The record is from RefSeq and is a predicted model, not a curated record. Gene Ontology annotation, molecular function: signaling receptor activity. Gene Ontology annotation, cellular component: membrane; external side of plasma membrane.
AUGACGCAUUAGGCCCCUUCCCCUUGUGUGCCGCAUCCAGAAGGCACUGCGGUGGGAAGAUGGCGUCUGGAGUUGUGGGUCUGAGUGGCAGUGUUGGCCUUACCCAGCUGUUUUUCAUCAGCGCGGUCCUGACAACUGGAGUCCUUGGUGACCGAUUCAGCAUAUUGCGGGCCUCGCAGUCUGUUCAUUUUCAAGAUGCAGGGCCUUUGCCUGGGGGCCGCAUUCCAGAUGUUGUGUCUUUAUCUAUGGGCUUUUCAGUUGAGGAGGAUCUUUUAUGGCCUGGACUUGCUAUUGGCAGUUUGUUUCAUCGACCACGUGCCAACUUUUUAGUGACUGUGAGGGGAAUAGAAGAACUGGCUUUGCCCAAGAGUGAAAUUUCGUACAUUGUUGAAAAUCCAAUCCCUUUCACUUUGGAUAGUAUUUCAAAUUCUAUCCACUCGCUGUUCUCUGAAGAAACACCAGUGAUUCUACAAUUGACCCCCAGUGAGGAGAGACUAUACAUGGUGGGAAAGGCAAACACCAUUUUUGAAGAUCUUCCUGUGACAUUACGACAGAUGCGUAACCGUUUGUUCCAGGAUGACUCGGUUCUGAGCUUCCUUCCUCAUAACUCUCUGAAUAAAAAUAACGAGGUUGAUCUUCUGUUUCUUUCAGAAUUGCAAGUUCUUCAUGAUAUUUCUGCAUUGCUAUUCAGGCACAAACAUUUGGCAAAAGACCAUUCACCUGACCUUUAUUCACUGGAGCUGGCAGGUCUGGAAGAGAUUAUAAAACGUUAUGGGCAGGAGUCCCAGCAGUUUCGUGAUGCUGCCCAAAUCCUUGCUUCAGUCAUCCAGAAGUUUGCAGAUGAGGUGUUCUCCAUUUACAGUGGAAAUGCUUUGAUUGAAUUGUUGACGGUGAAGAAUUUUGAUGUCUCUCUUGUGAGGAAGACUCGGUCUAUUCUAGAGUCUCCAUCCAUAAGCAACCCAGGCAGUCCAUAUGGUUUGGCCUACCAAUACAACUAUAACUAUGCUGUUGUAUUCAAUAUUGUCCUCUGGUUGAUGAUAGGCCUUGCUUUAGCUGUGAUCGUCAUUGCCUACAACCUGUGGAACAUGGAUCCUGGUUAUGACAGCAUUAUCUAUAGAAUGACUAGUCAGCGAAUUAAAAUGGAAUAAAAUGGAAUGCUUGCUUCACAUUAAGUCCAAAGAACCCAGCUAAUGAAAAUAAUGUAUAUUUCUGAAGUUCUGGAAAAGGUUAUGGUAUCAAGACUACUAGAGUUUGUUCUUGCACAAUGUUGAUAGUGGGAGAAUAAUAAAAUUCACUUGGUAUGUAAAAUUAAAUAUUUCCAUAGUACCUUGCUAAAAUACCUGUGUCUCAUGGCUAUUAACCCUAACUCUGGAAUUGAUGAGCUGAUUGCCUGGUCAUGGAUGAUUUUUUUGAUUUCUUAUAUUGUGAUAUGGUUUGAGAACAAGGAAAUAACUUGUUUUUGUAUUCCAGACUUGAGAUAAAUAGCCAAACACGAAUUUACCUUUCACUAAACCAUUCCAUUGGAUAAAAGCCUUGCAAUUUCAUUUCUAAUAUCUUUUUAUUUUACAAUCAAAUCUGUGUAUAUGUUGGCACUAUUUCUGCUUUUGUAAAUCACCACUGUGCACAGCUUACUGUUUAAUUCAGAUUGUCAUUUUCAUGUUAUAAUAGUGAAAGUAUCAUGGAUAGACAUGGCAGCUGUGAUCAGAAAUGCACUGCAAAAACUUAUCUGACCUUAGGAAAUUGAUUGUGAAAUUAUUUGGUUUCUUUAUUUUCAAAGCUAGUGAAUGUGGUGUAAAAUAUGUAAACUGCUAUGCAGACUCCUGAAUGGUGGUCAUGUGUUUUGUGUGGUUCAAUUGUAACUGUUUCAGUUAUGUUUGAGAUGGAAUAAUUCUGGUAUCUGACAAAAAUAAUGGUAGAAAUUAGUGGUCAGUCCUGCUAUUUGUGAAUGGCUGUGUUUUACUGAUGUUCAAUGCAAAUGUUAAUAAAGAAUUAAAUGUAAA